ACAUUUUGAAGAGCUCCAUUUAAUCAGAAUGUUUCAAAAAAUCUUUUUUAUAAAAGAUUUUCUUUUUUGAAAGAUUUUAAUUGAUUCAAAUUGAGCUUUUAUAUCGUCUUUUGCACCAUUGCUCUCUAAACACAAUCAUCCUACUCGAUACCUACUCGAGUAUUGUUGUGUCGUAUCGUAUCUCUCUCUCCCUCUCUCUCUCUCUCUCCCUCCCCGUCUAUUCGCUCUUUUUUACAAAAAUCCUUGUUACUGUACCAGCCCAAAGCCACGAAAGGAAGCACGACACGCUAAUUCCUACCCACAACAAGCGAAGUGCCUAGCAACCUUGGAAGCUCUGACACCUCUUUAGCAAGUCUUCCUCACACAUUAUUCCACCCUUCAUUCAUCAUCCACAUCCACAUCCCACAACCCAUAAACAUCAACUCAUCCUACCCAUAAACAAAUCAAAAGAUACUACACCUCGACCUUUCGACCUUCAUGUUCUUGAUAGCCUUUUAGGUAUUUGCCAGCAUUAGAUCCAUCUCGGUAUCUUGUUUGUUCAAUCGUUCAAGUUCUUUCGGUUCCGUGUACAAAUUCAAAAAAAGUUCAAUUCUUCAUCUGUCAACAAAGUCGAUAUAUCACAACCCCAAUUCUUCAUAUCGUCAAUUACACGUCGGGAUCCACUGGAGGUCUAACCCAUCUUCAUGUACGUAUAUCCCUCUAUCUUAUACAUCUUGUUGUGGUCGUCACUUCACGUCUUCAUGCCGAUGUCUUCAAUAUUCAUCACGCGCUUCCAACAUAUAUAUAUAGACCGCGUCUUGCUGACCAUCUUUCUUUUAGCGACCCACCCCAUCAUUCUCUCCACAACACUCCACACAUAAUAGUUAAUAUAACACAUCGUCAAAUAUGCCAGUCGUAUGUACCCCAGACACCACAUAGUUCCAUUCCCAAAACUAUGAGUUCUUCAAUUGGUCACAAUUGUCCAAUUGAUUAGUGCUAAUCAUGUGUGCAAAUAGAGUCGAGCAACUAGCCGUCGGGCCCCUACAAAUGAGAACGAUGAGAAUGUAGCUGGUGUCACAACUCGUCUUACCAGAUCUAAAUCUGCAGCUUUUACCACAGAGGAGGUUACCGGUGCCGUUAAGAAGCCACUUGCAAGCAAGAAAUCAACCGCCAAUACACAACCACUCCGAAAACGAGCCGCAUUGGGAGAUGUAAGCAACGUUGCCAAAGGAGGUGAUGCCGUUGAAGCAAAGAAGCCUGCUGCCAAGAGCGGACUAGUUUCAAAGGCUUCUCAGCCAACUGGCGUCACCAAAAGCAGUACACGAUCAGCCCUCGGAGCUAAGGAUGCAAAUAAGAAGUCAUUGAGCAAGGCGGCUGGGUCGGGUGUAAUGAAGAGAAAGACUGCUGCAGCUGCAGCUACAAUAGCAGCCUCAGUCAAGGAAGAAACACCCGUUGAAGAUGAACAGCCAUCCCGAAAGAAGGUUCACAUUGAAGCAGAAAAGCGAAUCAAGCAAAGCGAAGUUGUCGAGGAGAAGGAGAACGAAUCAGAGGCUAUCGUUGAGCCAGAGCCAAAGGAAUCUGUCAGACUUGAGUUCGCCGAAGGUGUACGCGACUUGGAUGCCGAAGACAUGGAUGACCCCUUGAUGGUGGCUGAGUACGUCGUUGAGAUUUUUGAAUACUUGAAGAAGUUGGAGGUCGCUACCAAACCUAACGAAAAGUAUAUGGCACAUCAAGAGGAUCUGGAGUGGAAGAUGCGCGGCAUCCUUGUCGACUGGCUGAUUGAAGUUCACACACGUUUUCACCUUCUCCCGGAAACUUUGUUCCUCUCUGUCAACAUCAUCGACCGCUUUCUCUCCACUAAGGUUGUUCAACUUGAUCGUCUUCAACUCGUUGGCGUUACCGCCAUGUUCAUUGCCUCCAAGUACGAAGAAGUCCUCUCGCCCCACGUUGCCAACUUUCGUCACGUCGCCGAUGAUGGAUUCACUGAGGCAGAAAUCCUCAGUGCCGAACGUUACGUUCUCAGUGCUCUCAACUAUGAUUUGAGCUAUCCCAACCCCAUGAACUUCUUGAGACGUAUCUCUAAGGCUGAUGACUACGACAUCCAAACCCGUACAUUGGGUAAGUACUUGAUGGAGAUCAGUCUUCUCGAUCACCGAUUCAUGAAGUAUCUCCCAAGUCACGUAGCCGCCGCAUCCAUGUAUCUCGCCCGCCUUAUCCUUGAGAAGGGUGAAUGGGACCCAGUGUUGACUCACUACUCCGGAUACAGUGAAGAUGAGAUUGAACCUGUCUUUCAAUUGAUGGUUGAUUACCUUGCUCGUCCUGUUACCCAUGAGGCAUUCUUCAAGAAGUAUGCUAGCAAGAAAUUUUUGAAGGGCAUGUACUUCCAAAGCAUUUUUAUUCGAAUAUGACUAACAUUUCCUAGCUUCAAUCCUUACCAGACAAUGGGCUAAGAAACAUGCAUCUCUUUAUGGUAUUGAUGUUACUCAACCUUUAGAAUCUUAAUAGAAAUUAUGACACUUACCCUAUUACUACCUGCUCUCCCCUGGAUACACCCUUUGCUUUUUAAUUAGUUGGGAUACGAAAUGGUACUUACGACGGAUGAUGGACCGGACUACCAAAUAUACCACACAUUAUCCUGGUCAAUGGUCUGGCUUUGGUUUAUGUCGAUGCUUCUCGGGGCGUCGAGUGAUAUCUUUCUUGCUCAGUUGGGUUUGGUGCAUACUCUUUUUUUAACAUGAAUCUGGCGUUUAAGUCUGUAUGCAAAUGGAUCUUACAGUAUCGGCGUCUGGGAAUUUGAUGUUUGAUUCCACAAUUUGCUCGAUGUUUUGCAGCAAAUGUUCUGGCUACAAGCAUAUAGCAGGAAACUAUUGGCAGUUUGGCUCCAUUGCUGUCAUGAGGUGUGAAAAGUGGAGGGGGGGGGUUUUAUUUCUUGUGUCGGUAACAUGAAAUAGCUUUUGUAGAUAUAUUUUUAAGCGCAAGAAUAACCAUCACGAAUUAUAAAUACA
Messenger RNA from Sclerotinia trifoliorum, 2984 nucleotides. NCBI's taxonomy places the organism in Eukaryota, Fungi, Ascomycota, Leotiomycetes, Helotiales, Sclerotiniaceae. The record is from the annotation of a GenBank genome assembly.